AUGCCUUCCUCCUCCUCCGUCAAUCCGGAAAACGGCGUCGCCGCCGCAGCUGAACUCCUCGCCUCCUACGCUGCCAUGCCAACGAGGGCCACGGACGCCGAGAGCUUCGUCUCGUUCCCGCGCACCCAGGACGAGGUCGACGCGCUCUGCAAGAUGUACGGCGUACCCAAAGAGUUCACCGCGCGCCCCGCAGGCGACCUGCGCGCGAACUCUACGCCGCCGCCGGGCUCCAUCUGCGUGUACGCGCGCGCGCUGGAGGCCGGGAUGCGCGUCCCGCUGCACGGCUUCUUCCGCGACGCCCUCGCCCACUUGGGCGUCGCGCCGGCCCAGCUCACGCCCAACGCGUGGCGCUUCAUGGCGGGCUUCCACGCGCUCUGCCACUCCGCCAGCGUGCCUCCGUCGCUCGCAGUGUUCCUGCGCUUCUUCACCCUGUACGCAUUCGACAGCAAGCACAAGAAAGGGUGGUACUUUUUCCGAUGCAGGCGGGACAACUCCAGCCUGCGCUUCAGGGGGUUGCCCAAGUCGGAUUCCAACUCCAUCAAGGACUGGAAACACGAGUUCUUCUUCCUCUCGUCGCCGGAGCCGUGGCCUUGCGCCGUGGAGUGGGGCGAGCCGUCCAAGCGCUCCUACAGAGACCUGAGGCUCACCGUUGAGGAAAACAAAUCGGUGGUGAAGCUGCUAAGUGCUCACGGUGGCGCCGCUGUUGAUCUCAGGAACCUGCUCCCUGCUGGGUGCUCAGGGGAGCGCUGCCGUCUCUGCAACAGCUACCCCGCCGUCUCUGCCGCCGUGAUAACCACAGCAUCCCCGCCGCCGCCGCUGCCUUCUUCAACUCGUAUGGAUCCCUCCGUCCACGACAUGAUGAAGACUAUGCUCAAGGAGAAAGCGGCCGCGCAAGCGUCGGCGCUGGCGAAGAAGAGGACUUGGGAGGAAGCCGACGGCGGACAAUCGCCACCUCUUUCACUGCUGUCCAGCGUGCACUCGCCACCGCCACAGCACUUCCCCAGCAGGCACGACGGACACACGGAGCUGCUGCAGGGAGCCGUCGCACAGCAGCUGGCCAGGGAGCGCGAGGCCGCGGCGCUGCGGGAGCAGCUGGAGGAGGCGAAGAAUGAGCUCGCCGCGGCCAAGAGAGCGGCGGACGCGGAGCGGGAGAAGGCUAAGUCUGAGUUCGCCGCGGCGGGAGCGGAGCUGGAGAAUACCAAAGCCGAGCUCACGGCGGUGGAGGGGGAGGUGGUGAAGACGAAGGCCGAGCUCUCCGCGUCUCUGGCGGAGGCUGAACUCGCCGCGGCAAAGCAAGCGGCGGAGGCGGUGAAGACAAAGGAGGAGCUCGCCGCGGCUCGGGCGGAGGUGGUGAAGACGAAGACCGAGCUCGCCGCGGCUCGGGCGGAGACGGUGAACACCAAGGUCGAGCUCGCAGCGGCUCGGGAGGAAGUGGUAAAGACGAAGGCCGAGCUCGCCGCUGCAAAGCGAUCCAACGCCGUGCUCACUGCCGCGGAGACUGAGCUGGUGAAGGUGAAGGCCAAGCUUGCCGCAGCGGAGGCGAGGUUGGAGAGCGCCAAGGCGGCAGCGGUGCAGCAGCUCCUGGCCUCCGAGGAGAACGUGCGGCAGCGCGCGGAGGACGCGCUGGAGGGAUACAGGCGCUGGCGAGGUCGUCACGCUCCGGCCGGCCGUGCCGCCUGA
Molecule: messenger RNA, 1680 nt
Organism: Triticum dicoccoides
Lineage: Eukaryota; Viridiplantae; Streptophyta; Magnoliopsida; Poales; Poaceae
Exons: 3
Coding region: 1-1680 (559 amino acids)
Source: RefSeq, a predicted model, not a curated record